CUACGUUCCAUAUGGACUCCCACUCACAGGAAAACAUGGCGAGAGCCCUAUCAAAUUACAACCUGACUUUCAAGCAAGAGCAAGACACAGAUGUGAAUUUUAUUUCAGGAUUCUACAUGCUUGAUAGAAGGAGACACAUCUUCGUUCUCCAAGGGCUGAGACAUAAAGCACUGAAAAGACUUUGGAAGGCCAUUCCAAAUAAGAUAAGUGGGAGUGAGGAGCAGCAGGUGCUAGUCCUCUACAAUUCAAAACUGGGUUUCUUCAAGCGCAUUUAUGAUUUGCUGGAUGUAAGCCUGAGACCUAUUUGUCUUCAUGAGUCACUGGAGCCCAUUAUGAGACAGCCUCUGACCUACAUUAGAGGCAUGAUUCCCAAAUACUGCUUCCAUGCCUUGUCACAUUUAAGCCAGCUAAGUAAAACAACUCACAGAUGCAGUGCACAAUGACCUUUUCCCCUCUGCUGACAUGGUUCUCUGCAUGAGCCAGAUGUAUGGCAGAGAUGUGCAACGAAAAACUGAAGAUACACAGC
Thalassophryne amazonica is the source of this 526-nucleotide messenger RNA. RefSeq names its product cilia and flagella associated protein 92 (putative) (gene cfap92). The transcript is spliced from 3 exons. The coding region runs from base 12 to 443 and encodes 143 amino acids. The record is from RefSeq and is a predicted model, not a curated record. NCBI's taxonomy places the organism in Eukaryota, Metazoa, Chordata, Actinopteri, Batrachoidiformes, Batrachoididae.